AUGGCAGCAUUAACUUCAGCAAGUGGUAUUCUCGCGCUGCUCGAUGAGCAGCAAACCGAACUUCAAGUAUAUGCUUUGCAGAAUUUAAACAAUCUUGUCAACGAGUUCUGGGCAGAAAUAUCCGACUCUGUUGCGAAAAUUGAGAUCCUUUAUGAAGAUUCACAGUUUUCGCAGAGAGAAUUAGCCGCACUGGUUGCUUCUAAGGUCUACUACCACUUGGGUGAACUUGACGAGUCGCUGACGUUCGCACUUGGUGCUGGUCAGAUUUUUGACCUGUCAGAAAAAUCUGAAUACGUAGAAACGAUUAUUUCAAAAUGUAUCGACAAGUACAUUUCUUUAAGAACGCGUCAGGCCGAAGGUGACAACACUGUAGAAAUCGACCCACGACUUCAAAACAUUGUCGAACGCAUGUUCCAGCGUUGUUCCGAGGAUCACGAAUACGAACAGGCUAUUGGCGUUGCGCUCGAAUCUCGACGACUCGACGUAGUAAAAACAAUGAUUGAGCGAGGUUCGCCACACAAACUCUUGCCAUAUGUCAUGGAAGUAUGCAUGACUUUGGUACAAAACUUGGAUUUCCGUAAUCAGGUGCUUCGUCUUUUGGUUACUUUAUACCGCGAGCUUCAGGAACCCGACUACAUUUCCAUCAGCCAGUGUCUUGUUCAUUUGAAUGACUCGACUUCUUGCACUGAGCUUCUGCGCGACUUGAUCGAAAAAGAUGAAGUGUUGAUGGCAUAUCAAAUUGCUUUUGAUUUGGAAGAGAACGCUACUCAAGACUUUUUGUUGCGAGUUGCUAAGGAAUUGCCUCAACCAGAAACGCCCGCACCGCAAGAAGGAGCCGAAGAAACCGAGCCAAUUUUAAGCGAAAAGGAUGAAGCAUUUAAGAAGGCCUGUUCGAUUUUGUCAGGCGAAGAGACGAUCCGUUUGAACUUGGAAUUCUUGUACCGCAACAACAAUACCGAUCUUUUGAUUUUGAAGAACACAAAGAGCGCUCUUGAAUCUCGAAACUCGAUAUAUCACACCGCUGUCACCUUUGCUAAUGCGUUCAUGCAUGCCGGUACUACGAGCGACGAGUUCUUGCGCCAGAAUCUCGAAUGGCUAUCCCGUGCCACCAACUGGUCUAAAUUCAGUGCCACCGCUGCUCUCGGUGUCAUCCAUAAGGGUCAAUUGGCACAAUCCAUGAACCUCUUAUCGCCAUAUCUGCCCCAGGAUGGAGGAAACGGCAGCAGCGUAUACUCCGAGGGAGGUUCGUUGUAUGCACUAGGUCUCAUCAAUGCAAAUCAUGGUACCGGGGUUCUUGAUUAUCUGAAGAAUGCACUCAAGGACGCACAAAGCGAUGUUAUUCAGCAUGGUGCUUGUCUUGGUCUCGGCGUUGCCGGCAUGGCAACUGAUAAUGAAGACAUCUACAAUGAGUUGAAGAACACGCUUUACAGCGACAGUGCUGUCGCAGGUGAAGCCGCCGGUUUGGCCAUGGGUCUUGUCAUGCUUGGUACUGCAUCCCCCGAAGCUAUUGAAGAAAUGCUUCAAUACGCACAUGAAACUCAGCACGAAAAGAUCAUUCGCGGUCUCGCUGUUGGUAUUUCAUUGAUCAUGUACGGCAAGGAAGAAAAGGCCGAUGGAUUGAUCGAUCAGCUUUUGGAUGACAAGGAUCCUGUCUUACGAUAUGGUGGUAUUUACACAAUCGCAAUGGCAUACAGCGGUACUGGCAAUAACAAGGCCAUUCGCCGUUUGCUUCAUGUUGCUGUCAGUGAUGUCAAUGAUGAUGUCCGUCGUGCUGCAGUAACUGCUCUUGGUUUCAUUCUUCUGCGAAACCCCAAGCAGGUCCCACGCAUUGUCCAGCUGUUGGCUGAAAGCUACAACCCUAAUGUCAGAUACGGUGCUGCCCUCGCUCUGGGUAUUUCUUGUGCAGGAACUGGUUAUCUUGAUGCCUUAGAGCUUCUUGAACCAAUGACUAAAGACCCUGUUGACUUUGUUCGACAAGGUGCUCUGAUUUCGCAAGCAAUGAUUCUUGUACAGCAAACCGAAAACACAAACUCCAAGGUUGCAGGAGUGCGAAAACUGUACGAAAAGAUCAUCAGCGACAAGCAUGAAGAUCCUAUGGCCAAGUUUGGUGCUGCUCUUGCCCAGGGUAUCAUUGAUGCUGGUGGUCGAAAUGUAACUAUAUCCCUUGUAUCACGCACGGGCCAUGCCAACAUGCCCGCCAUCAUUGGUACUGCUAUCUUUACACAAUUCUGGUACUGGUAUCCAUUAACGCACAUGCUCAGCUUGGCGUUUACUCCUACGGCCAUCAUUGGUCUCAACAAAAACUUGGAGACCCCCAAAUUUGAGUUUGUUUCAAAUGUCAGACCAUCCUUGUUCGCUUACCCACCACAGCUCAAGCCUCCAUCCACAACCGUUGUAGAGAAGGUUGCCACAGCCGUGUUAUCCACAACAGCAAAGACAAAGGCCAGAGCCAAGAAAUCAGAAAAGGAAAAAGCCGAUCACAUGGACAUAGACAAGGAACCCGUGAAGGAAGAGAGAAAGGAAGAAGGUAGCAGCAGCAGCCCCAGCAAAGAUGAUAAGAAGCCUAAGAAGAAGAGGGAAGAGAGCUUUGAAGUUAUGGAGAACAUGGCACGCGUGGUUCCAGCACAGCUCAAGUACAUUUCGUUCAAGGACGACUCUCGGUAUGCACCUUUGAAGAAGGACAACGUCGGUGGAAUCAUUAUGCUUUUGGACAAGACUCCCGGAGAGAUGGAAGAUUUAAUUCAGCCGAGUGCGCCAUCUGGAGAAUCUUCAGGCGCAAACCAAGCUGAAGAGGAGGCGCCACCAUUUGAGCCGUUCGAAUAUCCCUUUGACGACUAA
Zychaea mexicana is the source of this 2838-nucleotide messenger RNA. RefSeq names its product armadillo-type protein. The transcript has 16 exons. Gene Ontology annotation, cellular component: proteasome complex; nucleus; proteasome storage granule. Gene Ontology annotation, biological process: proteasome-mediated ubiquitin-dependent protein catabolic process; regulation of protein catabolic process. Gene Ontology annotation, molecular function: enzyme regulator activity. The record is from RefSeq and is a predicted model, not a curated record. Lineage: Eukaryota; Fungi; Mucoromycota; Mucoromycetes; Mucorales; Lichtheimiaceae. The coding region runs from base 1 to 2838 and encodes 945 amino acids.